AUGCAGGGCAGCAAGAAGGGCACAGACGGCUUCAGCGACACCUCGAGCAUCGGCAGCGUGCUGGACGAUGCCGACAGGGAGGUGAGCAGCCUCACGGACCGGGCGUUCCGGAGCUUGUGCAUCUCAGAAGACACGUCCUUCAGUGACUCCGACCUGGCCCUGUCCCCGGAUUCCACCCGCCAGGUGUUCGGGAAUUUUCCCCAGGGGACGGUGAGCCACGCCCGCAGGAAGAGUGGCAUUUGGAGCCAGUUGCCGUCGCAAGGCACGGAGCACGCCGGCUGGGCAGCCACGUUCCAACAGCUCCCCAAAUACGUUCAAGGAGAGGAGGAGUACCCCAAAAGCAGCCCCCCACCGACACCGGCCCAGAGGAGACUGGAGGUGCCCAUUCCUGGCCUGAGGAGCAGCAGCAAGCCUAUUUCCAAAGUGUCCUCACUAAUUAAAUCCUUCGACAGGACCGAGAGCCAGCCAUGCGACAGCAGGCCUCCUACCAACAAGCCUCCGGCUAUCAAAACCACCCCCAAAUUCGCUCCUCUUCCCGAAAGUGGGGUCAACUUCUGCUUUGAUUCUGCCUUUCUGACGGUCAGGAGGGUGCCCGCGGAGGUCUCCGGCACGCAGCCCGGCAGGAAGCAUGCGGAGCAGGAGCCCCCCAGGAGCCCUGAGGGGGCCUGUCAGGGCUCCAGCAGCCUCCUCCCAACACCCGACAACGGGGCCAACUCAUUGGAGCCCCCGUUCUCCUCCCCGCCCCACAGACCGGCCCUGGGGGAGCCCGGGAGAAGCCAGGAGUGGGCUCGCAAAGGCACCUUCCUUCACAGCGAAAACAGUGCCUUUGAGUCGUGGAGCAGCCACCAGCCAAGGCUGCUGGAGCGGAGGGAGCCUGCUGAGGCCGCCCCUGGAAACAAACCCCCCAAACAUUAUGAGGACCCGCCCUCGUUAAGAGAGUCCCAAGCCCCUGCGAGCAAGGUCUCUCCCUGCCACCUCCGGGCCAGCUGUGGGCACGAAGAGAACAGGCUGACAGCGGGCACUCUCUCCACAUCUGGACCCUGGAGGUCUAGGGACCCGGGAGCUCAGGUGUUCCCCACGGAGGAAAAGGCCUCCAGCUCGCAGCCUGACCUCCCCGCGAAGUCCAGCCAGGCCCCGUGGAGGAAACCAAAGACUCGAAAAGGAGGCAAAGAAAGUGCGCAGGAGGCUUCGGAAGAGAAGCAGGCCAGCAGGCCCGGCCCGGCCUUGUAUACGAAGCACAAUCCCCAGGGGCAGUUUCCAGAAAAUGAUGCUCUUGGCAAUGUGGACCCCCGUGACUGCUACAACCCUCCUUUCAACAUCAGCAAGCUGCUGACCCCCAUCAUACCCACCAAGCACGUCCUGGAUCCAUCCCACAGCCCGCCAGCGGAGGGCACCCCAUCACCCCCAGGGCAGCUGAACGGCUACCAAGAGGAGCCCAGCGAGUCCCGGGACAGCUACAAAGCCAGGGCCCCCAGCCUGCUGUUCAACCUCAAGGACGUGCGCAAGCGCGUCAAGAGCACAUACAGCCCCUCGCCUCUCUUAAAAGGCCCCGAUGAGAAAAGCAGAGGCAAGCACGAGCCCCUGAGCAAUGGCACCGUCCUUCCCAACGGGCUGGAGGAAAGCCCCCCACAGGAGCUUUGUAAGGAGAGACCAGCUGACACUCCUCUGUCCCACGUCAGUGCCCAGAGCGACCCUAAGGCCGAUCCUGGUGCAACCUCCGCAGACAACUACCUGGCCCCCAGCUCACCUCCAGCUGCCGCCACAGCCCCCUCCUGUGUCAACGGGGAGGCUGCCGACAAAAGCAGCUGUGAGGACGCCACCCACGGAGAUCCCGAUGUGGGUGCCGCCAGGCCCAGCCGGUCCCCAGGCACCAGGCAGCGCUGCCCCCGGAGGCACCUGUCCCUGAAGCUCUGCAGCGGGGAGCCCGAGGCGGGGCGGGCUGCGCAGCACCUGCGGGCCCCCAGCCUGGAGAACCGGUUCUCCAGAUCCGUUUCUCAAGAGACAGAACCCGAGAGAGAGGCGGGACUUCGGGAUCCGAACCUCAACCAGAAAGUCUCCCCGGGGCCCCUUUCUCCCGAGGAGGAAGAUGUGUUUUACAGCGACAGCCAGUCUGACUCUGUGCCAGGCCUCAAAGGUAAGGCCAAGUUCAGCACCAGCUCUUCAGAUCAGUCGUUUGCCUCGUUCGAGGAUCAGCAGAAGAUGGGUUUCGCUGAGAGCCCACGGGAAGACGGGAGGAAUGGCGGGAGUGCAGGUGACGGAGAGAAGGAGAAGGGGCUGGAGGAGCCGCAGCACCGCGCCUCCGGUGAUGGGUCCACGUGCGCGGAGGAGCAGAGCGGGAGGGGAACGUGGCGAGCGGCCGGGGAAAGUGUGUGUGGAGAGAGGCCCAGGAAGGCGUCGAGGGAGGAGGCUGACUUCAGAGGCGCUUGGAUCGGGGGGAGCAAGGACACAGCCCUUUCCCCAUCUUCCACGUCCAACAGGCACAGGCUGUUUGCAAUCAAAGACAACACCCUCAGGGCCACGCCCGUGAUAAGGCCCAUCAUGCUGCCCCUGCUGAGGGCCUUGUCCUCGGAGGACCCGCUGGGCAGUGGCCACAAAGAGGAGGAUGUGCCAAGGCCGGGCUGGGGCGAGGAUGCUGGCCUUUGUGCCCCCAAGAGCCAGGAAAUGCCCAGCACCCCAACACCCACUGGCAUGAGGGGCCCACUCUUACAGCAUGUGGCCCACAAAGGAAGGGAGGACCAGGGGUGGGCGUCCGGUGUGGCCAGGAGGGAGACCCGGGGGAAGGUCCCGUCUCCCCCGCUCGCAGGAGAGGCUGAGGGGCUGGAGCCGCCCCCGGACGCCGUGUGGAAGGUUGUGGCCAACGAGGGCAGGAGCUACUCCACAGCCCUGGGGGAGCCAGAGGCUCCAAGGUGCAUCCCCACAAUUGCUCUGCCCGAAAGUGACUUACAAGGCCAGCCACCCCCACAGCAACGCAGAACCUCCUGGGAAGAGCAGACGCAAGAUUUCCAAAGUCACUUUUUGUCUACACCCCGAGUGGGCCCCCCGGGGAGGAGGCUGGCUGCUGGCGAGCCCGCGGCUUCCCCCAACAGCAGCUCGCUGGAGGGCAGCAGCGCGCACUCCCCCGCCGCCAGCAGCCUGUGGGACGAGGCUGCUCAGGGCCCCUGUGAGCUGGGCCUGAUGCCGGGGGAGCCUUCCCGCCCCGGACCCUGGGCCACCCCCGGCCCCGGCCCCGCCAGGGUGGCCCGGAGGGAGGACCUGACGCACGCCUUCACGUGGGAGGCCAGUGCCGACCCGCAGCUGGAGCCGUCCGCGGAAGACCUCAGGACCCUCUCUCCAGGAGGCUCGUUGCUGGACGUGGCCUCCGGCUCGGCCGUCCUCCCUGACAAAGCACAGCCUUCUGCUCACCUGGAAAGGGCGGCGGCCAAGCCCCCGGCAGUGCCGCCCAAGACAGAAAAGGCCCUGCGGCGGGCGAAGAAGCUGGCCAGCAAGAGGAGGAAGACUGACCAGACGCAGGACGUGCCCGGCGGCGCCCGGGAGGAAAAGCCGCCCCUGGAGGACGCGGCGCACAGGCCCUUGUCCCCCGGAGAGAGGCUGCUGCCCAGGUUCCCCGCCGUCCGCGCCCUGCCCCCUCCCGUGCACCGCCACUCGGUGGCCACCUUCUCAGAGCCUGACCGGAGGCGGUCGGGGGGGGCCCAGUCCCUCAGGCCCCUGCUCCCCUACCCUGCCACCCAGAAGGUCCUCCAAGACCCCCAAUCUGGGGAGUACUUUGUCUUCGACCUGCCGCUUCAGGUGAAAAUGAAGACCUUCUAUGACCCAGAGACAGGCAAAUAUGUCAAGGUCCCCAUCCCAUCUUCUGAGGAGGGCUCCCCGGAACCACUCCCGCCCGAAGUGUUUGCCGCCCCCUACGUGCUGUGCCCUGGCAUCCGGCCCCUGCACGCCACGGCCUUGUUGCCACUGCGCUGCUCCUCUCAGCUCUCUGCCCCCACCUUCCUCGGGCAGGGCCCUGGCGCCUCGGAGGCAGCCCGCCCUGCGCCCCCCAACACCUACCCUGCUGACCUACAGCCAGCCCCCCGGCCUCCUGGCGACCCCGCCCAGCGCACUGCAGGUCCGGGCUCCAGGGCGCCCCCGGGGACCCCAGGGGAGGGCGCCGUAGACGCUCCAAGCCUGGGUAUCAUCUCCACCAACGAUCUAGAGGACUUUGCCACAGAAGGCAUUUCUUGA
Eptesicus fuscus (big brown bat) is the source of this 4218-nucleotide messenger RNA. It is a transcript of the gene C17H10orf71, whose product is annotated as chromosome 17 C10orf71 homolog. Gene Ontology annotation, biological process: positive regulation of calcineurin-NFAT signaling cascade. Bases 1 to 4218 code for a protein of 1405 amino acids. Gene Ontology annotation, cellular component: Z disc. NCBI's taxonomy places the organism in Eukaryota, Metazoa, Chordata, Mammalia, Chiroptera, Vespertilionidae. The transcript has a single exon. The record is from RefSeq and is a predicted model, not a curated record.